CAAGUCGGUGUUGCACUUUGUUCUAUCAUCCUUUCAGUCACUGUUUGUGUGUAAACAUGGCGAAUUUCAUAGCCAUUCCUCUCAAGAAAACUUCGGAAAUUGAUUUGGUAAAGCCAUUAAAAAAUGUAUUUUCCAGUUUUUGUGUUGCAGCAGAUCAACCGGUGAAUUAUGAUGAAGCCCUUAGUGAACUUAAUAAAUUACGAAUGAAUUCAACUUGGAGGACGUUAGAUAAGCAUGAGAAUUCAUUGGAUGUCAUGACAAGGUAUUAUGAUCAAUUAAAUUUCCUAGAUGCAAAGUGUCCUGCUGUUGAAUUUAAUAUACCAUUUAAGUGGAAAGAUGCUUUUGACAAGGGAAGUUUCUUUAUGGGGUCAGCCAGCCUUACUCUCCAAACUCUUGGUUAUGAGAAGAUUUGUAUUUUGUUCAAUAUUGGUGCUAUGCAAAGUCAAGUAGCCUGUAGCCAUAUUAGUGAUACAAAAAAUGAUGAAGGAUUGAAAUUAGCGGCUAAGUAUUUCCAGUUGGCAUGUGGCACCUUUCAACAUUUAAAAACUCUUGCUUGCUCCCCUAUUGUGGAAGAACCUACUCCUGACCUUCGUCCAGAUACUAUUUCUGCUCUACAGGCACUGAUGUUGGCACAGGCACAAGAGAGCUUCUUCUUUAAGGCAACAGCUGACAAUAUGAAAGAAGCUGUUAUAGCCAAAGUGGCUUCACGUGCUGAAGAAUUGUACUCAGAUACUUUGAAACUCAUGCAGAAAGAAUCUGUCGUCCAUUUGUGGGAAAGGGAUUGGGUUUCUAUUGUAGCAGGUAAACAAGCUGGAUUUUUAGCAUUAACAGAAUACUAUCAAUCCUUAGUUUGCAAAUCUAAAAAAGAAGUUGGUGAAGAGAUUGCUAGACUUCAGAAAGCAAUUGAAGCAAUGAAAACUGCUGAAACGAAAGGCAUCCUGACUUCUGAUUUCAAAGACUAUCUUCCUAGAAUGACACAUAAUUAUGAUGAAGUAAAAAAAGACAAUGAUUUUAUUUAUCAUGCUCGAAUUCCUGAUGCCAAAUCUCUCCCCCCAAUUGGAAAAGCAGCUCUGGCAAAGCCCUUGCUUCCAGGAGAUAAAUUAAAUCCUAAUUCUGAAGACAUGUUCAGUGCCUUGCUUCCAAUUGCUGUUCAACAAGCUGUCUCUGCUUUUGAUCUGAGAAAGAUGGAAAUUGUAAACCGAGAAAAAGAGAGAAUGCAAAGUGAAACACAAAUGCUCAAUGGCAUUUUAGCCUCCUUGAAUUUGCCUGCAGCCUUAGAAGACACUUCUGGCAAUGCCCUACCUCAGUCUUUGAAAGAAAAAGCACAAGCAGUGAAAGAGAAAGGAGGCAUGGAAGUAAUUCAGCAACUCUUGAAUGAACUUCCUAGUUUGCAUCAACGUAAUAACGAAAUUUUAGCAGAAUGUGAACGAAUGUUGAAAGAUGAAGAAGACUCAGAUACAGAGCUAAGAUCAAAGUUUGGAAGUCAGUGGGUGCGCACACCUUCUGCAAAGCUCAAUGCUCCGCUCAAGAGUAAUCUCGCAAAAUAUUCACAGAUGGUCAGCACUGCUCAUUCUGCUGAUGGUAUUGUUAAGGAGAAAUAUGAGAAACACAAGGACAAAAUUGCUCUGUUGUGUUUACCUGAGGACCAGUUGACAGCUGAUCUUCCGGCUGGUAGUCCUGUGGCUUCCUGUCCAUCUGUAGAUCGUCUGAAGGCUUUGAUGCGGGAUGUAGAGUCUCUGAAAUCAGAAAGAGAAAUGCUUAUGGGUGAACUUGAAAGUCCUGCUGUAGAUAUGAAAUCAAAAUUUCUUUCUGCUUUGUCCAGUGAAGGGAAUGUUAACGAGCAGUCUUUAUCUGUGGACACUUUGGCACAAGUUUAUGGACCAUUACAAAAAAGGAUUCAGGAUAAUAUUUCAAAGCAGGAACAAAUUGUCAGGGACAUACAGAUUGCCCAUAAUGAGUUUUCUAAGGAGAAAAAUAAUAGCUCCUCUGCCAAUAGAAGAGAAGCUCUUUUGUGUGAAUUGGCUGCAGCCCAUGAUGCGUACAUGGAGUUACUUGGAAACUUGCAAGAAGGAUCACAAUUCUACAAUAACUUGACAGAAAUUUUAGUGAAUUUCCAAAACAAGAUCAAUGACUUCUGUUUUGCCCGUAAAACAGAAAAAGAAGAAGUUGUGAAGGAUUUACAGAAGGACAUUGUAUCUGUAGCCACUCAACCCUCACCUCUGGCUCCUCCUGCUCAUCAUAAUGCCAAUCAAAAACCAGCCCGGCCUCCACCUCCCAAGGUAGGGGAUAGUGCUACUGCUCCUCCUCCCCACAACUGGAACUAUCCUGUGACAUCCACUGACUCACAGCAGCAUCAACAGCAACCACAUCAGCAGCAACCUGCAUAUCCACCUUAUCCGGCCUAUGCAUAUCCCUAUCCUCCUGUUCCCAAUGCUUACAAUCCUUAUGGACAAAUUGUCAUUCCGCCUUUCCCACCAGCUUCCGGUUAUCAAGGUCAACCUAUGCAACCAACUUAUCCUGGAGGUUAUCCAUACCCUCAACAACAGCAACCUCCAACUGGAAAUUAUCCUUACCCUCAGCAACAAUACAGACCAUGGCAACAGUGAACACAACUAUUUUCUUUCUGGAGAGACUAUUCUUUAUAUUAAUUGAUUUCUGCACAAUCUAAUGAUUCCAGUUUUAGUUAGGUUGCAAUAGACUUGCAUUUUUGCCUGAAAUUUGCCAUUAUUGAUUUGUAUGAUAGGAAAUCGUUUAUAUGAUUUUUGCUAAUUAAUCAGAAUAUCUGCAUGUGGCCUUCUACUAUACUAUAUACUCUGUGCAUAUGUGAGAUAUGUAAAUUUUGACAGAUAUGAAGAAAAUUAUUAUGUAAAAUAAAAAAUAUAUUUCUAAA
Argiope bruennichi is the source of this 2890-nucleotide messenger RNA. RefSeq names its product programmed cell death 6-interacting protein-like (gene ALiX). NCBI's taxonomy places the organism in Eukaryota, Metazoa, Arthropoda, Arachnida, Araneae, Araneidae. The transcript is spliced from 17 exons. Gene Ontology annotation, molecular function: protein binding. Bases 57 to 2606 code for a protein of 849 amino acids. Gene Ontology annotation, cellular component: endosome. The record is from RefSeq and is a predicted model, not a curated record. Gene Ontology annotation, biological process: mitotic cytokinesis.